AUGCAGUCUGGAGAACCAGGCCCCGAGGUCGGAUUCCAUGCCUUUCGAUUAGCCGUGUUCGCAAUUCCUCCAGCUCGAUCAGUGUCUGUCGCACUUCAAGCAGCGUUCCGCGACCCGUCAUCUCCAUUUCACAUACCGCCUGGUUCUACAGGUCCCGAGUCUCCCGACUCGCCACCAACUCAAGCCCGUUUGACCACUCUGGCAUCUUCGGAAUCUAAAAGUGAUUAUCCUGAUCUGCUCACAGAAGGAUACGAAAAACUCCGCCGCGGGGGCUUCGAUCCAGAAUCAUUUUGGGAACAACGGAUUGUUUGGGGUGACCAUGAUUCAUUCCAGCAUGUAAACAACGUACGAUAUGUCCGUUUCUUCGAGUCAGCCCGUAUACAGUGGCUAAUGUCCCUUGGUAAAGAAAUUGGAGGACCUGAAAAGGCCAAAGCAAUGAUCAAUGGCCAAGGGAUUUCAUUAAUACUCAAAUCCAUCGAAGUGAAAUUUAGGCGGCCAGUGACCUAUCCCGACAGUCUUUUGAUCGGGUACCGUCCCUUGUCAUUGUCCAGUGGGGAGGAUCCAUCUACAUUCCAUGUGACUGCAUCUGCAUAUUCUGUUGCUCAGGGAGCAUACGUGGCUCACUCAAAGGAAGCACUCGUGUGGUAUGAUUAUGACAUUCUCAAGAAGUGUGAUCCAGGGGAGAGGGCCAUAAAUGUUCUGAGAGGUCGAAUGACUAAAAACUAG
Molecule: messenger RNA, 726 nt
Organism: Psilocybe cubensis
Lineage: Eukaryota; Fungi; Basidiomycota; Agaricomycetes; Agaricales; Agrocybaceae
Exons: 6
Coding region: 1-726 (241 amino acids)
Molecular function (GO): fatty acyl-CoA hydrolase activity
Source: RefSeq, a predicted model, not a curated record